CCAUCGUAAUCAUCCAACGACUUCUUCGCCAUGGCUCAAUCCUACCCACUUUUUUGCAUGGGCAACCCCCUGCUCGACAUGCAAGUUACGGAUGGCGAAGAGCUUCUCAAGAAAUACAAGUUAAAUGCUAAUGAUGCAAUCCUUGCUGGGGAUGAUCAAGCAGGAAUUUAUGACGACCUUGUAAAGAACUACAAGCUUACUUAUGUCGCCGGUGGUGCUGCUCAGAAUGCUGCGCGUGGGGCUGCCUACCUCCUCCCUCCGAACUCGGUCGUUUACACUGGAUGCGUUGGCGAUGAUGAACUUGCCAACCAACUGCGCGAGGCAAACAAGAGGGAGGGUUUGGCAGAUGUAUAUAUGGUAAAGAAUGGUGAGAAGACGGGUGCUUGUGCGGUUGUUAUCACCGGUCAUCAUCGUUCGCUAUGCACAACCCUGCGGGCAGCAGAGAUGUUCGAUAUUGCGCAUUUGUCGACACCAGAGGUUGCGCCUUUGGUGGAAGGCGCGAGGAUAUUUUACGUAGAGGGUUACUUCCUCACGCAUGGCGUUGAGAUUGUAAAGUUCCUCGCUAAGAAGGCAAGCGAAGGUGCAAAGACCUUCGUGCUAAACCUUUCCGCACCAUUCAUCCCCCAAUUCUUCAAGGCGAACCUCGACCAGGUCCUUCCAUACUGCGACAUCGUCAUCGGUAACGAAUCAGAAGCAGAAGCAUGGGCAGAAGCCAGCGGCCAACCUGACAAGAAGGACCUCCCAGCUGUCGCGCGUGCCCUCGCGGGCUUACCGAAAUCCAACCCCGCGCGUCCGCGUACAGUGAUCAUCACACAAGGUCCAGAGAGCACUAUCGUUGCGACUGACGUAGAUGGCGUGGAGCCGAAGAUCCACCCUGUUCAGCCUCUUAAGGAUGAGGAGAUCGUUGAUACGAACGGUGCUGGUGACGCGUUCGCUGGAGGAGUACUUGGUGCACUCGUUUCUGGUAGGUCUAUUGACGAGGCUGUUGAGGUGGGACAUAAGAUGGGUGCUAUGUGUGUUCAGCAGGUUGGCCCGCAAUACCAGUGGCCGAAGGUCCAAAUCUUGUGAAGAAAUUCACUCUCCAUCCGCAUGAUCCUCCCCCAGGAAUCACGCGUCAACUACGUGUUAGAUAAAAUUCGCUCUCAACAGCAAGACCAUUUCCUUGAUUUCACGACCAGCUUUCCACAGCUUGUAGACCCACCACGGUGAAUGGUUAAUGUACAAAUAGAUAUACUAGUUUUGGAUAUCAAUGAAAUUGUCAAUUGAAAC
Messenger RNA from Fomitiporia mediterranea MF3/22, 1269 nucleotides. RefSeq names its product Ribokinase-like protein. The transcript is spliced from 6 exons. Gene Ontology annotation, biological process: purine ribonucleoside salvage. Bases 31 to 1068 code for a protein of 345 amino acids. Lineage: Eukaryota; Fungi; Basidiomycota; Agaricomycetes; Hymenochaetales; Hymenochaetaceae. The record is from RefSeq and is a predicted model, not a curated record. Gene Ontology annotation, molecular function: adenosine kinase activity. Gene Ontology annotation, cellular component: cytosol; nucleus.